AUGUGCAAAUCGCCAAUGGUCGCUGACGAGGCAAAUCGGGAUCCGGACAUACUGGAAGACUUGGUAACAGAUUUGGAUCCAAGCGCAAUAACUGAUGUUGAUUUAUCGCCACUUGUUGCUUCUAGCUCAUUUUCGGAUUUUUCGUUCAGUUCGUUCGACGAAAUUGGAGACGUGGCGAAGAAGAAGUCUCAGACAAAGAAACCUGUUGAGGAAAAAGAAAGAAAACGACGUGGUAGAAAACCAAGACGUCAACCCAGUAAUGUUUGUCGUCAAAAAACUCAGCAAAACAACCUGAUGGAGACAUUGAAAGAAUUGAAAAGAGAUUGUUAUCGGUUUGAAAAGGAAAGGAAGUGGCGCGAUAAGCUAAAUCAUUUGCUCAAGUUCAGAAGCGCUUCAAAGAGUCGUAGAGUAAGAAGGCGGAAGAACAGUGACGAGUUCAGCAGCAGUGUGAAAGUGUUAGCAGAUGCUCUGAAAACUCACGUGCGACCAGAAUACUUGCACAGCAUAUUAGAAGAAUAUGCCAUUAAACUUGUCAAAGUGGGUGAAGAAUUGACUGCAUCAGGAUUAAAGGUGACGGAAUAUAUUCGUCUUGCAUUUGAAUGUUAUGGAAUUUCAACUUUAUUACACCCUGUUGAGUGA
This is a messenger RNA of Enterobius vermicularis (human pinworm), 639 nucleotides long. The record is from the annotation of a GenBank genome assembly. NCBI's taxonomy places the organism in Eukaryota, Metazoa, Nematoda, Chromadorea, Rhabditida, Oxyuridae.